AUGUAUAGAGUGCUGGUAAUUUUGUUCAUUUUAAAACAAUGCUGUGGAUUUUUGAUAUUGAGGAAUGGCUCUCUUGAAGCAAAUACGUUGAUAACAUUUAAUGAGCCUGUGAAUGAUAAACCUUUACCCAUAUACUUUGAUUGGAGAAGUAAGAAUGCGGUGUCACCUGUCAAAGACCAGAAGAAUUGCAACGCCUGUUGGGCGUUUUCAGUCAUAGCAAAUAUUGAGAGUCAAUUAAAGAUAUACAAGAAUGAUGAAAAGCUAAUGUCAGAACAAUUUCUUAUUGAUUGUGAUCAUGACCAGGAAGGAUGUAAGACAGGGUCUAUCACAAGUGCUUUUGCAAACAUUGUCACUCGGUUUGGUGGUGUACUUCUGGAAAAAGAUUAUCCAUAUCAGAAUGGUCAGCAAAAAUGCACAGCACCUAAUCCUCCUCCGUAUUUAGUCAAGGUUACUGGUUUCAAAAGAGUAAGCAGUGAUGAAGAGGAAAUGGCUAAAGCUGUUUUCCAUUUUGGACCGUUAUCAGCAGCUAUCAAUGCAGCUUCGAUGAGACAUUACAAAUCAAAUAUUAUAGAUGAGCCAUCAGAUAAGGACUGCAAUCCUAAUGAUCUGGAUCAUGCUGUUUUGAUAGUUGGUUACAAUGUGUAUGUUGAUACACAUGGCCGCGAAACUCCUUACUGGAUAAUAAAGAACUCCUGGGGCGAAGAUUGGGGCGACAAGGGAUAUUACUACUUGGUGCGUGGGCGUAAUGCAUGCGGUAUCGCCUCAGAUGUGUCCUUUUCUGUAGUAACUUGA
Arctia plantaginis is the source of this 792-nucleotide messenger RNA. The record is from the annotation of a GenBank genome assembly. NCBI's taxonomy places the organism in Eukaryota, Metazoa, Arthropoda, Insecta, Lepidoptera, Erebidae.